AUGAAAGGGCUCCUUGCUUUGUUCCUGGUGGCCCUGGUCGUAGCUACCCCCUUGGGUCCCACUGGAGCCUCUGACACCCCUGAUCCAAAGGAAAUCCAGAUCGCCAGCGCAAGUUUCUCAGGAAGUGGUUGCCCCCAAGGCUCCGUUUCGACCACAAUCUCCCCAGACCGUACAGUCAUCACCUUCGGCUUCGACAAGUUCCAAACCUACAUUGGACCGGGACUCUCAGUUGCCGAACGCUCCAAGAACUGCGCUCUCCAUCUCAGUCUUAAGUAUCCAGGCGGUUUUCAGUUCGCUCUUGUGGACAGCACAUACCAUGGAUACGCUCAGCUUGAGGAUGGGGUCACCGGAACAUUCUAUUCGACGUACUUCUUCUCCCAAGACGCCGCAGCCACUUCUACAACGCAGACCUCCAUCGCCGGAGGGGGUAUUUGGCUGGACGGCCAGGUCUAUACCAAGCAAGACACCAUUCCUACCGCGGCUCUCAUCUAUUCGCCUUGUGGUGCAACUGGCAUUCUCAACGUCAAUAAUCGAAUUGCUCUUACGUCCAAGAACCCACAGGCCUAUGGCUCGAUCACCGACGAUGAUGCCACAGUAGCUUUUACCCAACAGAUCAAUAUCAAGUGGCUGCCUUGCAAGAAGUAG
This is a messenger RNA of Colletotrichum godetiae, 645 nucleotides long. RefSeq lists its product as uncharacterized. The coding region runs from base 1 to 645 and encodes 214 amino acids. The record is from RefSeq and is a predicted model, not a curated record. The transcript has a single exon. NCBI's taxonomy places the organism in Eukaryota, Fungi, Ascomycota, Sordariomycetes, Glomerellales, Glomerellaceae.